AGUUUGUAUGUAAACCGUGCAUUGCUAAGAGGAUUAGCGCGUGUGUAAUGAUGGUUUUUGCUACACACACGCACACUUAAUCUGACGCGCACACACACAGAUGAAAAGAUCAUUUCCGUUUGCUGGCAAGGCUGAACUGUGUCAACGCUGCGCUCCAGUCUUUUAAUCUGCAUAUUUACCAUGAUGCUUUGGUCUCUUUAAUCCUGUCGGCCAUGAUGAUGAUGAUGAUGACGGUGAUGAUUAAAGAGGAGAAUGAUGGUGGAACAGCAGAUACUUUUUUUAUGUGUAUUUGUAAUUUUCAGAGAGCUCAAAAGACGAGGAACCUGCAGUAGAAUGUUGCUGUUGGAUUCAUUGAUAUUUAAAAGAUGUACUUUACGACUUUUAUAUCACUAAAAAUGGAUAUAUAUUUUUUUGGCAAUUGGAAAGAGGGAGACUUGCUCAAAAAGGCCAGAAAAGUGUGACAAGAUUGCAUUCGGGAAACAAACUGGAAGAGGAAAAGGCUGCUGAUGUUUGCAAAUAUAUUCCAAAGUUGUUUUUGAGCUUGAGUUGGGAGGACAAGUGAGCAGGAAGUCAACAGGAAGUAGAUGUGAAAGGGAGCUUUAUCUUCAAGGCUUGCUGCAGGGAAAGAAUGCAGCGAGCCAUGAUGGCGGUGACCUGUUUGGACCCAGAGGUGGGGAAAGGUUCCUCUGGUGGCCAGAGGAGCUUCUUUGGUUUCUCCCUGCGAGAUCUGCUCAGGUCCACGAAGGAGCCUCGUGUCUCUCUGAGCCUCAGCAUGACUGAUGAAGUCAGCAACAUCAGAGAGGUGAAUAUGUCCCAUUCACAUAAAGAAGGAGAAACUCCUCCAGAAGAUGAGAAUCCAGCCCUGUCUGAGCGACUUCACAGUCCACUCAUGAGAGCAGUGCUGUGUGCGCAGGUGUGUAAGGUGUACCGCUUUCAGACGGAGGACGCCGGGUGGCUGCUGGUGCGGGAGCAAAUGUCUGAGACGCCCCUGUCCUUCUCUUUACCCAAACAGCUACUGAGCAUGCUCAUUAGCCAGCUCACAACCAAACUGCAGGAAGUAGAGGAGCUUGGUGACCUUUCACCCCGCUGGGAUAGUCUUCGCCGUGAUGUCAUCAGCCACUGCAGGCAUAUGAUUGGCUGCUAUGAGGAGACGCUGGGCCAGCUGCACACGCUUUCAGCGUCGUCCUGCUUCAAGUCGAGUGGCUCCAAGGGGGACCAACAUCUUCAGUUUGUCCCCACCAACCUGCACUCUCAAAUGAUGGAAGUCACCUGUCAGGACAGGACAAGUGUGUGGUACCAUGUCAUCACCUUUGGCGCUCCGGCCGAGCACCACCAGGCCUUUAAGCAUGGCGGCCUCAAAAGGCUGCUGGCCAAGCACACUGACCACAUGCACAGCUGCUGGUGCUACUCACAUGAUGAGAGCUCAAGAGCCAGGGUCAUGUUGGCUAGCAUGGCCCAGCUACAGCCUCUCCUCUUCGGCCUCGCUGAGGAGCUGCUGUCCGUCUCUAUGGAGCACAGCACAGCCCGCCUGCAGCUGGCUGUAGACAACCUGACCCAGCAGAUGGAGAAGUUUGUUCAUGCUCUCAAAGAUGAGCUGGUGAGAAGCUCGCUCAUGCACAUCCAAAAUAAAUGCUGUCACGACAAAGACGCCGGCCUCCAUGACACGUCACCUGACCACCAGCAAUAUGAUGAGGAGGAGUGGGACAGAGUGUGGGCAAACGCCACAAACAGUCUGACCUGCAUCAUCACCAUGGUAGACCGACUAAAGGGACGGCAGGACGGCAAUAACAUUGACUCUGACUGCUGGCAAGAGCAGCUGCUCCCUCUGGUGGUCACUCUCAGAGAUUGCGUACGUGAGGCGGUGCAGAGGGCACGGACCGCCAUGACCUUUGUGGUCCUGCAGGCGGCGGCGUCUGCCACCAUCGCUCAGGGCCCCGCCAAGCUCACUCAGAGACGACACGCUGUCUUCAGCCAGGCGCUUUCAGCGGCCACAUGCGGAUUUCUGUUGAGACUCCACAACGGUCUGGAGGAUUCACAGUUCCUGCAGCAGCUUCACACCGUCGGAAUCUUGGUUCAGUUUGAGGGCCUGCUCAGUACUUAUGGUGAUGAAGCGGGGAUGCUAGAGGACAUGAUGGUGGGGGUGGCCGACCUGAGCGGAGUCACGUUCUCCCUAAUUGAAGCAAAAACCGAACAACCGGAAGACCUUCAGCCGACCCUCGGAGGAACAUGGGGCUCUUUGGUUGUCAAGGUCCCACUGCCCAAGUCAACUAUCAUGGCUCUGCCCGGCAAGCUGAGAGCCGGAUGUUUGAUUCCCCUUCACCCGGUUCUGUUUAACAUUGGCAUCAACCAGCAGCAGAGUGUCGUUGAGAGGUUUGGCGACACCUCCAUGCAGGAGAGACUGAAUCAGGAGAGCUGCGAGCAACUCAAAGUUUACUGCAAUAUGCUGAGAGAGCGCAUGCCCGACGCUGCCGCAGUGCAGUCUCUGUGGGACAUGUUGGCAUCUCUGAGUCGCAACGUGGAAACCCGGAGGAGAAAGAACGUGGAGGUGCUGUGGCUGGCUGCCUCGAUCUGUCAUGAGGUGAGUGGCGUGCGUCUGACUAGCUGUAAGAGCGCCAAGGACCGCACGGCCAUGUCGGUGACACUUGAGCAGUGCAUGCUGCUUAGGGACAGACAUGCUCUCGGCACCCAUCAGUUCAGCACCGCGUUGGACCACAUGAGGAGGUGUCGUCUGUCCUGGGGUCAGAUGCUGGGCUGUUAUGCCCAAUCGGGUCUCACGCCGUUUGGGUUAGAGUUAUUGGAGAAGCCCUUGGACCCGCAGAGGUCCAGCUUCCCACGUUGUUUUGCCCCAAAAGGCACCAGACCACACUUGUACCCCGUGGCCGUCCUGUUGGUGACCUCUCACCUCCUGGUUCUCUGGCUCAUUCUCAGCCUGCUCGUGCUGGUGGCCAAGGAGGGCUGCAGGAUGGAGAACGUUCAGAAAAACAUGGGAAGCAGGAAGUUUGCCUUCAGCAGCGUCCAGCUCCUCACCUUCCCAAAACUAUACAAACCUCCAGAGGACAGCUAUGGAUAGACAUAUAGUAUAUGUUUUGAUUUUGUACAUAACACUGAUUAAUAAAUCAUGUGCAGUAUUUAAAACACAUAAAAACACAAAAACAUUUACGUCACUUCCUCCUUUUGUUAAUUUUUACGACAACGCUUCUGCAUCGUCACAUGCUGUGGUAGUUAUUUUUUGUAAAUGCACAGUAUGAACAUCAAUGGUCAAUAACUAUACUUCAUAUAAGUAAUAUAUUGAAUGUUAUUUUAUUAUUGGCUUAUUAAAAUACUUUAU
Messenger RNA from Doryrhamphus excisus (bluestripe pipefish), 3328 nucleotides. RefSeq names its product type II inositol 3,4-bisphosphate 4-phosphatase-like. Gene Ontology annotation, molecular function: phosphatidylinositol-3,4-bisphosphate 4-phosphatase activity. Gene Ontology annotation, cellular component: cytoplasm. The record is from RefSeq and is a predicted model, not a curated record. NCBI's taxonomy places the organism in Eukaryota, Metazoa, Chordata, Actinopteri, Syngnathiformes, Syngnathidae.